Arabidopsis lyrata subsp. lyrata is the source of this 2750-nucleotide messenger RNA. Its product is annotated as agamous-like MADS-box protein AGL27. Gene Ontology annotation, molecular function: DNA-binding transcription factor activity, RNA polymerase II-specific; protein dimerization activity; RNA polymerase II cis-regulatory region sequence-specific DNA binding. The record is from RefSeq and is a predicted model, not a curated record. Gene Ontology annotation, biological process: regulation of transcription by RNA polymerase II. NCBI's taxonomy places the organism in Eukaryota, Viridiplantae, Streptophyta, Magnoliopsida, Brassicales, Brassicaceae. Bases 303 to 905 code for a protein of 200 amino acids. The transcript is spliced from 7 exons. Gene Ontology annotation, cellular component: nucleus.
AAUCUGUUCGGUGGGGAUGAUGAUCGGACCGGUCUAACCGACUGGAUUAAAUGUUAAACAAGUGUUAAAAUUAAAUUAUGUGCCUCUUCGUCGCUUCAAAAACGCAACCGUUUCCACUUAUUAUUUUCUCUCUCGUUUAACAAAACAAAAACAAAGUGACUUGUCUAGUUCAAAAACAAAAAAAAAAAGAGAGAGAGAAACGAAGCAAAAAAGAAGAAUAAAAAGAAGCAAAGACAUUGUGGGUCUCCUCCUCCGGUGAGUAGGAUCAAAUUAGGGCAUUAUCCUUAUCGGUGAAAGAAGCCAUGGGAAGAAGAAAAGUCGAGAUCAAGCGAAUCGAGAACAAAAGCAGUCGACAAGUCACUUUCUCCAAACGACGCAAAGGUCUCAUCGAGAAAGCUCGACAACUUUCAGUUCUCUGUGAAUCUUCCAUCGCUGUUCUCGUCGUCUCCGGCUCCGGAAAACUCUACAACUCUGCCUCCGGUGACAACAUGUCAAAGAUCAUUGAUCGCUAUGAAAUACAACGUGCUGAUGAACUUAAAGCCUUAGAUCUUGCAGAAAAAAUUCGGAAUUAUCUUCCACACAAGGAGUUACUAGAAAUAGUCCAAAGCAAGCUUGAAGAACCAAAUGUCGAUACUGUAAGUGUAGAUUCUCUAAUUUCUAUGGAGGAACAGCUCGAGACUGCUCUGUCCGUAAUUAGAGCUAAGAAGACAGAACUAAUGAUGGAGGAAGUGAAGUCCCUUCAAGAAACGGAGAUGUUGCUGAGAGAAGAGAACCAGAUUCUGGCUAGCCAUAGCCAGUUGGGGAAGAAUAAGAAAAAAAAACAUUUGUAUAUUAUAAAAAGCUGCAUAAUCUCAACCUUACAAAAAAAACAGAAGCUCUUUUCUUGUAUUGUAAAAGAAUUUUAAAACUAAGAUAAAGCUAUAGAUCUUUGUUGUACCUUUGUAGACAAUAUCAGAGUUCUUCGUGUGUUUGUCUUUUUUUUCUGAAAGUACCGAUUGGAUUCAAAGUUUUGCUUUCUUCAGCGUGAAGAACCCUAGGUGUAAAUCUUUUGGUUUUACUUAUAUAUUUUUUAGUUGUUAGUUAUUUGAUUAUUUGUACGUUACGUGGCAUGGUUAUUUAGUUUAAAUUUUAUUUAACCUUACUAGGAUAUUUUGUUCGUUUUCCAAGUUUAUCAAUUCUAAUUUUAAGGAACUCCCAAAAUAAUUCUUCCAGAAAAGAAUAUGGCAGAAAAUGAUUUGUCUCGGCUGUUAGGCCCAUUGAGGCCCAUAAUUUAAAAUUUAUGGCCCAUCAGAAGUUGCAACUCUUUCUUCAUCCAACGCAUGCUCUAGCUAGUUUCUUGGUAGCUCCGCUGGUACUUUAAUUUAGUGGCCCUAUAUAUACAGAAGUGUUUUUCACUUGAGAUUGAUCUUCCUAUCAUAGGAUAAGAGUUGUGAUCUCUAGGAUAAUCCUAUGUGCCUCACUAAUUGCAUAGUGUUAGAUCACAGCUUAGGACGCUAUAUAUAUUUACAUCAUGAAGAUCAAGUCAAUUAAAUUCAUUGUUUAAAUUGAAGUCUUGCAAUAUAGAUCAUAUACGACACAAAGUAGGAAUGAAUUUGUGAAAAGAAACAUAGUUUUUUUUUUUUGAACAAAAUACUUUCAUUAAACUUAGAGAAUGUUUGCCGCAUACAACUGUAACACAGACUUUGCUAGGGAAUCAGCAACACGAUUUGCUGUCCUAGGAAUAACAUUAAAAGAACAAAGUUGGAAAGAAGCAGAGCAUAAUAAAAUAUUAGAGAGCACACCAUGGAUCUCAGCGAGCAUAGAUUUAGUGUGGAUCGCCUUGAUCAAAACACUACAAUCCGACUCAAUUUUGAUGCGUGAAAUCAGUAGACUCCUUGCAGUUGUGAGGGCAGAACGAACUGCGAGAGCUUCCGCCAUAAGGGGUGAGGCAACAGAUGUGCAGAUCGCCGAGUGCCGCCUUGUGUAGUCCAGCGGAGAGGAUGCAAACGUCCAUCCCAAACCUGCUGUCAUCAAGUUCUGCAAAGAGUGAACUCAUUCACUCCCGGAGAGACUUCAUGAGUCCGGUGGGUUAACUCCAAUUCCACAGCUUCCUUGAUCGCCUUGAGCAAGGUCUCUUCAGCUGAAAAACUUCUGAGAUUGAACACAUCUUGGUUUCUUGCAAUCCAGGGGAACAGAGGGGUAAAGGAGAUUCCCACUGGUGGCAGGCAGAUACACUUAUUACCACGAGUCACUCCUUUCACCUCCUGGAUACUAUCAACAUCAAAAGACCUGCAAAAAGGUGCCAAAUCCCAAACUUUUCUAGCAAACCUGCAGCUAAAGAGAACGUGGUGUAUCGACUCCAGCUCACCACACUUUUUACAAGCAGGAUUGAUGUCAAUGCCUCUGGAGAUAAGCUGGCUGCCUGUAGGCAAGGCUCCUUGAAUCACUUUCCAGAGAAACGUCUUGAUCUUUUGGGCUAUAGGAAGUCUCCAAAUCUCAGUUUGCCAAUUGAAAGCAGCUGGUGAAGACAAAUUUGAAGAGGCACCACUUCUAAAAGAAACAUAGUUAUCGAUAAGAAAUCUCACAUCGGAUAGGAGGAGAACAAACUAGAAUGCCUUUUAAGACAUUGAGGCACAUUCACACAUAAGCUAUGUUUUGUGGUGUGUCUUUUGUGGACUUGAUUUGGGCUAAAUACUAGUAUCAACUUGUAACCUUCCCUAAAAUGCUAAACCCCAUAUCUUUUGAUGUAUUGUAUAAGGAGUAUUUCAAAA